This is a messenger RNA of Anthostomella pinea, 1785 nucleotides long. NCBI's taxonomy places the organism in Eukaryota, Fungi, Ascomycota, Sordariomycetes, Xylariales, Xylariaceae. The record is from the annotation of a GenBank genome assembly.
AUGAGCCCCUGGACCCGCGGCAUCACGACCCUCGGCCCAUCCUCGAGCUCCAGCACCAGCAGCAGUAAUGGCGCCACCGAGCCCUCGUCCUCCAGCGACGCGCUGCCGACAUCGCGCCUGAACCCGACCCCCGAUGACUACUCGAUAUCCUCCUUCGCCGACAAGGCCAAGAUCACGAUACACGCGGGCGGCGGCGGACACGGCUGCAUCUCCUUCCUCAGAGAAGCCUUCAUGGACAACGGCCCCGCGAACGGCGGCGACGGCGGGCACGGCGGCAACGUCUACAUCCAGGCGGCCCACGGCGAGACGUCCCUGCACAAGCUGUCGCGGCGGCGGAUCAUACGCGCCGAAAGGGGCAAGACCGGCCAGGGCAGCAGCCGGGGCGGCGCGCGCGGCGAAGACGUCAUCAUCAAGGUGCCCGUGGGCACUGUGGUCCGCGAGAUUCAGCGCAUCGACCCCAUGGUCGACGAGCAGGCCGCGUACCACGCGGCGCGCGCCAAGGACCGCGAGUACCGGGAACGCGUGAAGGAGGCCGAGGCCGCAGCCGCAAAGCUGGACGCCGAGAACGGCAUCGCCGUCGACGCCGAGGACGUCAUGCGCGCCAUCCCCGACCUGCCCGAGCAGCCCGACCACCCGAACCUGCACAAGUUCAUCCUGUACCCGGGCAUCUCGGCGAGCGAGCGGCGCAGCCUGACGCUGCCGCGUCUGCCGCGCCGCGAGCGCCUGUACGCGCAGCCCGAGGCGCCCAUCCAGCUGGACCUCUCGACGCCGACGCAGCGGCCGAUCCUGCUGGCCGCGGGCGGCAUCGGCGGCCUGGGCAACCCGCACUUCGUGUCCAAGGACCGGCCGAAGCCACUGUUCGCGACGAAAGGUGAGCGCGCCGUGACCGUGCAGCUCGAGCUCGAGCUGAAGCUGCUCGCCGACGUGGGUCUCGUGGGCCUCCCCAACGCGGGCAAGAGCACGCUCCUGCGCGCGCUGACGCGCUCGCGCGCCCGCGUCGGCAACUGGGCCUUCACGACGCUGCAGCCCAACAUCGGCACCGUGGUGCUGGACAACCACAAGGGCCGCCCCAUCGCGGUGCCCAAGCCCUCGCGCCCGGCCUCCCACGCCGUCGUCCACGACGCCACGCAUGGCUCCGUCGUCAUCGCGCAGCCCGAGCAGACUGGAGAAGGCCCUGAGCUCCGUACGCGCUUCACCGUCGCCGAUAUCCCGGGCCUGAUCGAGGGCGCGCACCUCGACCGCGGGCUCGGCGUCGCGUUCCUGCGCCACGUCGAGCGCGCCGGCGUGCUGGCCUUCGUCGUCGAUCUCGCGGCCGGCGAUGCGGUGGAGGCGCUCAAGGCGCUGUGGACUGAGGUCGGGCUGUAUGCGCGCAUGCGCGAGGACGAGGAGAAGGAGCGCGAGGUCGCGGGCCGCAUCGACUGGGAGGGGGAUGGUGGUGUUGGGAGUGGAAAUGGCAGCAGUGGUCCGUUCGGCGGGAGGUUGGGUGGGGGACAAAUGAUGGUAGCUGCUGAUAUGCAGGACCCCAUCGCAGAGGGCGAGACGGGCUUGCACAUCGCGGCCAAGCCGUGGUUCGUCAUUGCCACCAAGGGCGACCUGACCGGCACCCAGGACAACUACGCGAAGCUCAAGGACUACCUGGCCGCGGUCACGGACGGCCGCGAGCCGCACCCCAGCGGCGUCGAGGGCGCGUGGACCGAGGACUGCGCUGCCAUACCCGUGAGCGCCAUACAUGGCCAUGGCGUGGACAGGAUUGUACAUUGGACGGUGGGAUUGCUGGAUGACUGA